Messenger RNA from Penaeus vannamei (Pacific white shrimp), 8154 nucleotides. The record is from RefSeq and is a predicted model, not a curated record. Lineage: Eukaryota; Metazoa; Arthropoda; Malacostraca; Decapoda; Penaeidae.
AUGCCAUACAAACAUGAACUGGACGGCGUGCGAGUCAACGGCAAGGGGAAGAAGAUGCGCAAACCCCGCACGAUCUACUCCUCCUUGCAAUUGCAGCAUCUCAACAAAAUCUUUCAACGGACGCAGUAUCUCUCCUUGCCUGAGCGCGCAGAACUGGCCGCUUCUCUUGGACUCACGCAGACGCAGUUUAAACUCCAAUGCAUAAUCCUUCUUUUUUCCUCCUCCCAGGGUGUGCAGCUGGAAGGCAGUCCUAGCGAGUGCGAGCAGCGAGAUCCCUGCAUGAACGGAGGCCGCUGCUACAACUCGGAGCGUGGGACCCUCUGCGACUGCUCCCACAUCAGCUACGAAGGUCCAUUCUGCGAGAAAGAACGCCAGGUGGAGGAGGCGACCUUCCGCGGCAGAGAAUUCUUGUGGUGGGAUCUGCGACGAACUGGAGGUCAGCCGCUCGCGUCACAGCAGGACCAGCUCUCCUUGUCCUUCAAGACCAGACAUCCUGCGGGGGUCCUUUUCUUCACUGGCGACGGCAAGGACUAUGUCAACGUGGCACUCCGAGAGGGCGGUGUCCUAGUGACCCUUGACAUGGGCGGCGACCCCCUCAAGGUCACCGUCAGACCGAACAGCGUCCGCUUCGAUGACAACCAGUGGCAUACUGUCACUGUCCAUCGUACUGUCAAGGAGAUUAAUGGACACACCAGCUUCUGUACUCUGUCGGUGUCCGUUGACGGCCUGUACACGGAAAAGGGCACGACGGCCGGGCCCUUCUCGCAGCUGUCGUCCUCGCGCCUCAACCUCGCUGGCGCCGACGUGCCCGCCCUCCUGCCCGGCGCCGAGACCAGGUCAAACUUCGUGGGCUGCCUCAGGAAGGUGGAAUACCGCGCCGACUCCAUCCGCCUGGACCUCAUCCGCAUGGCACGAGAAGGAAGUCCACUCCUCCACGUCUCCGGGAAGCUGGACUUCAUGUGCCUGGAGGUGGAAGCUGGCGUCCCCGUCUCCUUCACCACGCAGGAGUCCUACCUGGUGCUGCCGUCCUGGGAGGCCCCGCGACAGGGUUCCAUCAGCUUCAAGAUGCGGACGACGGAGCCUAAUGGCCUGCUCAUGUAUAAUUCAGGAGCUGUGUCGGCGCAGGGAGAUUUCUUCGCCCUGGAACUCCUCGAAGGUCACAUCUACCUGCACCUCAACCUCGGCUCGGGGUCACGUCGGGUCAAGGCCACGCACCGCCGGGUGGAUGACGGCUUCUGGCACGAGAUCACACUGAACAGGGACUCGCAGGCUGGUCGGAUAACGGUGGAUGAGGGAGCGAAUGACUUCACGACGCCAGGAGACUCGCACCAGCUGGACCUCGAAGGCGCCCUCUACCUCGGGGGCGUUGGGGUCGGGGUCAGCGUCCCCCCCGAGCUGUGGACAGGACGCCUCGGUCUAGGAUACGUAGGAUGCAUGAGGGAUUUGGUGAUCAACGGACAGGCUUCGGAUCUCACUUCUUACGCGAAGAAGCAGGAUUCGGGAUCCAUCGUCGAAUUCUGCCACAGCGACGGCGGUACCUGCUCCUCCUCCCCCUGUAUGCACGGUGGCUCCUGCAGACAAGGCUGGGGCCGCUUUUAUAAUGAUAAUGACGCCGCCACCCUGAGCUUCGAGGGCACCCAGUACUUCAAGGUCACGGCAGGCGACGAGUCCAGCACGCAGGCGAGAGACAUCUCCUUCAGGUUCCGCACCACCGGCCGGCGGGGCUCUCGUCCACACGCACACGUCGCCGCAGUUCGGACAAGAUCGAGCUGCGCUGCUGGGGAGGCUCACCGUCAAGCUGGGGGAUCGGAUAAGGUUGUACACGCCGGGAGCGGACUAAACGAUCAUCAAUGGCACACAGUACACUUGGUGCGACGUGCAACACAGAUCACGCUGCAAGUGACAAAGGAAACGCCCGUGCAAGGUGGGUCUGGUAACACUGAACCGAAAUGGAGAGUUAUCACUGUCAUAAUUGGCAACAACUCUGGAUGUGAUGGCGAUGAUGCCUGUGAGGUCAAGCUUGAUGGUGAUAAUGAUGAGUAUUCUGAUGAGGCUCACAUCGAUCUAGAUGAUGAGGAUUUAGAUGUUUCAUUGAUUUUGUCAACAGUUAUUCACAACAGUAAUUUGUCUCCAAUUCUAACCAACAGUACUGCCAAUCUAACAACAGUACUGCCAAUUCUAACCAACAGUACUGCCAAUUCUAACCAACAUACUGCCAAUUCUAACUACUGCAAUUCUAAUACUGCCAUUCUAACAACAGUACUGCCAAUUCUAGUACUGCCAAUUCUAACCAACAGUACUGCCAAUUCUAACAACAUACUGCCAAUUCUAAGAAUAUCACCAGUCUUACCACUUCUAACCACUUGCCAUCCCUCUCCACAGACCACACCAUGGGCCGACACAGCAUACUCCAGAGACUCGCACCAGCUGGACCUCGAAGGCGCCCUCUACCUCGGGGGCGUUGGCGUCGGGGUCAGCGUCCCCCCCGAGCUGUGGACUGGACGCCUCGGUCUAGGAUACGUAGGAUGCAUGAGGGAUUUGGUGAUCAACGGACAGGCUUCGGAUCUCACUUCUUACGCUAAGAAGCAGGAUUCGGGAUCCAUCGUCGAAUUCUGCCACAGCGACGGCGGCACCUGCUCCUCCUCCCCCUGUAUGCACGGUGGCUCCUGCAGACAAGGCUGGGGCCGCUUUGUGUGUGACUGCUCGCACACCACCUUCGUCGGCCCCACCUGCGGGAAAGACGCCGCCACCCUGAGCUUCGAGGGCACCCAGUACUUCAAGGUCACGGCAGGCGACGAGUCCAGCACGCAGGCGGAGGACAUCUCCUUCAGGUUCCGCAAACGGCCGGCGGGGCUCCUCGUCGCCACGUCGCCGCAGUCGUCGGACAAGAUCGAGCUGGCGCUGCAGUCGGGGAUGCUGAGGCUCACCGUCAAGCUGGGGGAUCGGGAUAAGGUUGUACACGCCGGGAGCGGACUCAACGAUCACCAAUGGCACACAGUACACUUGGUGCGACGUGCAACACAGAUCACGCUGCAAGUGGACAAGGAAACGCCCGUGCAAGACCACACCAUGGGCCGACACAGCAUACUCCAGUACAGAGACAUCCACAUAGGCAUGGUUCAUGACAACUCGACCAACAAAUGGAGACCCACUUCCACUUACUCUUCUCUCUCUUCCUCUUCCUCCUCCACGUCCUCUUCCUCUUCCGUUCCUCUUUCUCCGUCUCCUACCAGCUCUAACCAAGGCCCCGUGGCUCCCUUUAUAGGACAAAUGCAGAGUUUUUACAUGAAUGGAGAAUACCUGUUUGAAAUGGCUCGUUCUGGCCACGGCGACAGAUUUGAGGCUAUCCAGUUGUGUUUAGUAUUGACACAAUAUAAUACCAUGACAUCAUUAAAUAUAACUAAUGGUGACGGCGGAGUUCGGCAAGGGCGCCCGCAUCGUCCACCACCCGUGACCUUCAAGUCCCGCUCGGCCUUCGUCGCCCUGCCGCAGCUCAAGGCCUACUCCUCCACCAACAUCUACUUCCAGUUCAAGACCCUGCAGCCCAACGGACUCAUUAUGUUCAAUGGGGGCAAAGGUCACGACUUCCUGGCCGUCGAGCUCGUCAACGGACACAUCCACCUGAUCUUCAACCUCGGCGACCGGCCGGUUCGGGUGAGAGACAACAACAAGAUGCCCCUGAAUGACAACAAGUGGCACGCCGUGACAGUGAGCCGCCCCUCGAAGCGACAGCACACCCUCAUGGUCGACGACAACACCGCGAAGGUUAUCAGCGGAGGGAACAACGGUAACCUGGAUCUGCAAGGCUUCCUCUAUCUAGGUGGCCUUCCCCCCGACAUGUACACCAGCCUUCCUCGCCACGUCGAGUCUCGCACGGGCUUCGAGGGCUGCAUCGCGUCCCUCGACCUCAACGGCGAAGCCCCAGACCCGGUGGGCAAGGACGUCCCCCUGAUCUCAAGCCCCGUUUUCUCAGGCUGUGAUGGGCCAAGUACAAAGUGCCACCGGAAUGCAUGUGCAAAUGGCGGGACGUGCGUGCAACAGUGGAACUCCUAUUCGUGCAAUUGCGACAUGACAUCCUUCACCGGUCCUACUUGCUCUGAUGAGUCCACGGCGUAUGAGUUCGGAGGUGGCGCUGGCAUUAUGACCUUCCAGUACCCCGAGGGCAGAUGGCCUGACACCCGCCGUGACCUGCUGGCGCUUGGCUUCAUGACCUCACAGGAGGAUGCGGUCAUGUUGAGGCUUGACUCGGCUAAUUCGAAUGACUACAUGGAGCUGGAGAUCGUCGACGGCAACAUCUUCAUGGUCUACAACAUGGGCACGGAGGACCACCCCAUAGGCGAGGUCAUGGCGAAGGUCAACGACGGCAUCUACCACGUGGUCCGCUUCAUCAGGUCAGGCUCCAACGCCACGGUGCAGAUCGACGACUACGAAGUUCGUUCUAAGAAUCCCAAAGGACACCAGCUCUCCGUCUUCAAUGCGCAGUCACGCCUUCAGAUCGGAGGUCGAAGGGCAAGAAGGUCCACGGCCAUCGAGAGGCCCUUUAGGGGUAUCAUCUCCGGCCUGGUCCUGAACGGAGAGCGCCCCUUGGACCUGGCAGCCGAGAGGGACCCCAGGGUGAACGUCCGGGGAGAUGUCCACCUCCUGCUUUCCGUCCCCAAGACCCUCCCUGUGCAGAGCAAGGACGAACUCAACUACUGGCAGAGGACUCCGCCGCUUCCGGGACCGAAACCAGGAGACGGCGACGACCUGGUCUUCAGCGGCGCCGGGUCGGGCUGUGACAUGGACGAUGAGGACGAGUGCAUCCCGGUGUUCGACACGGGUUCUGGAGACGACCUCAUCACGCCCGUAUACAUCCCGCCCACCAUGACCACCGUGACCAAGCCGCCCCCGCGCCAUCCCAUCCCGGACAUCGACGUGGGCGUGGGUUCGAGGCCCUGCGACGACGAGGAGGAUUGCUACAACGGCGGCUCAGGUUCAGGGGAAUUCAACACUGACGACGGGGUUCUCACGGACGUGGAGAACGGCGACGACGUGGAGCUGGAGAACCCCGCGACGAACCAGCCGCUCCUGCAGCCCGAGAUCAUCCACUCGGAGGAGUCCCUGCGCCCGAGCGGCAAGAAGGACCCCGGCUCCGGCCCCACCACCACCCGCUCCUUCUACGGCGUCACGGAGAGCACCACCACGACCACCACCACGCCCACGCCCAGGACGAGGCCCCGUCCGCGCCCGACCACCGCGGCGCCGGCCUUCCCCUCCGUCGACCCGCAGGUGCCGGUCAACUACGGCGACAUCGGCGGCGGGACGGAGUACGACGACUACACGGGGCCGUUCGGCGAGAACCCGAUCCACCCCGUCGACCCCACGAAGGUGCGGACGCCCAACACCAAGGGCCAGAUCCACAGCGACGCGUCCGGCGGCAUCGCCCUCGUCAUCAGCAUCAUCGCGGGCGCCCUCAUCAUCGUCAUCCUCAUCAUCCUGCUCAUCCUCAAGUUCAAGGGGCGGCGCGACGGGACGUAAAGGUGACGAGACCAAGAACUACGAGGGCAUCCCGACGGUGCCCACGCCCAUGGUCAACGGCCAGGGCAACGGCAACAUCAAGCCCGGCGACCGCAGGCCCGUCAAGAAGCAGAGUAAGGACGUGAAAGAAUGGUACGUGUGAGACUUAGAAAUUUAUAUCGAAUUAUUAUAUCAUGUAAAAUCACAAAAUUACGACUGUGAUCUCCAUUCUUUUGCAAUACCUCUACAAUAAUAAGGAUAAACAUUCCUCCAUUCUGUGUCUGCUAUUAGUUCAUGACUAAAUGGGUUAGCGAAUCCAAAAUCGAUUCAAAUGACAAACAAACAAUAUAUACAUACAUACAUAUGUAUAUAUAUAUAUAUAUAUAUAUAUAUAUAUAUAUAUAUAUAUAUAUAUAUAAUAUAUAUAUAUAUAUACUCAACAAAAUGAGAAGUGAGAGAGGGAAAAACAAUGUUUUGUACAUGUAGAAUAUUGUAAGUUUGAAAUUCAAAUUUUAAAUUGUCAUUCCACACACUUCAUUUGUAGCUUAGGUUAGGUUACAUCAUGUUUCGAAAAUCAGUGCCCAUGAAUGUCGCUGCUUAUUUGAAGAAAAAAAAAUCGACUUUUUUGUAUUGAUUAGCCAGUGGAGGUGCGUAGAUUAGAGACGAUGAGAAUGAUGAGAAGUAGCGUAAGUCCUGAGAGCAUGAGUCGACCCAUUUCGUCAAGAGUGAGCGAGGAUGAUGAGCUUAACCCACUCCUCCAUAACCCCCCCCCCCCCACCCCCUUUUGGUUCCUGGUUCCCGAUUUCUUUCCACUUAACACGUGCAGUCGUGGUCGCAAACGUCCAUUGUAGAGCAAGAGUCUUGUUAGUCGUCAAGCUUUACACUGCUGUCCGGACCCCUUGUGUUACGGGUCUUGGCACAUAAAUGAAAUCUUUCCUAAACGAAACUCUUUUCAUGAAGAAAACUGUAAUUAAGAUGAUGUACAAUAAUAUUCCCAACUAACACUAAUUAAAAACAAUGCUUUGCAAACAUCCAAAACAUGGUAAAAUGCUACUAUUAUCAAUAUCUAACCUUGUUAUAUAUAGCACAACGUGCAUUGAAAGUAUAAAGUCACAGUAGACGGAUCUAGGUCCUACGAGAUACCCUGACGUGCAUGCAUGAACGACGAUGCAUUUGUCCUUGUCGUGCUGAUCGGCCUCCCCCUCCUGUGUCAGGGUCCGUUGACAGUCAGCGAUGUGCUUCAAGAACCCUUCUUUUGCUGUAUAAAAUUACUUUUCUUUUUCGUCUUUUUUUUCCCCUUUGAAUCAUCAAAAGGUCCGCCAAACCGUCGCUGAACUGCCUCUGACUUCUGCUUCCUGUGCCUGUUCUGUGUAAGGGGAAGGGGGAGAGGGAGAGACUGCCUCAGAGGGGAGCAAGGAGGGGAAGUGGCGCGGCGAUAACUAGGUCGCGUCGCCCGGAAGGUUCGCCCGGCACGUGACGGGGUUGAAGCCUUUGUUGGACUUUUUCACUUUUUACAUAUCAUUAGUGAAGUGAUUAGCCAGAUGCGGUAGUCUCUACAAAAUAUACUUAAGUUGAAAGUCAAAGGGGGCGAAGUCGGUCAUAGGAAAUUUUUCACAAUGCCUCCGUGGCAAUAGGUUUUCUUCUGUGGUUAGAAAUAUAAUCGAAACCCCUUAUCUUUAUACGUUUCUGAGCACAAGACACUGAAGUGAAUAACUUCCCAGAAGCAUGAGUCGAUUGCGUGAUAUUGAUCAGAACAUUUCUGUGACAUAUGCAGCUCCAUUCCGUAAGAAUUUACCGUUUCUUCAGUUCAUAUUCGUGCGCGGCCUUUUCUCACAGUGAAGGGAUGUAUCGCAGUCCUCAGUGACAAUAGGCCAAAACAAUACUAAAAUUCUUAAGAUCUCUUCUAAAAAUAUAAAAAAUAAAUAAAGGUUAGGCUAGUCCUUGCCCUUCACCAUGCAGGGAAGUUAUUCGAUCACGUGUCUUACAUCAUGCAGCACCAAAAAGCCUUGGCUGGCUCAUGGCUCGUGUCAGCGCUCACCGUGGAUUUCUCUCAUCAGCGUAUCUCACAAAGCGUUAAGGGUGAGAACCGCCCCCCCUUCUUCCCCUCCUUAACCUGUACCAAUUUUCUGCGCCACGUCAUUGGGUUAGGGCGAGAAAAGGGUGGAAAUUCAGCACGAAAGCGAGAAGAGAGAAAAGAAAAAAUAAAAUAAACAGAAAGGGAGAAAGAAAAACCCCUUACAGUCUCCCUCUCCAAUGCCCGGGAAUUCCCCUUGAACGUUUCCCACCUUCCUACCUGUUACUCAAGGCCGCCUUUGUGUUAGCUGUUGGUUGCAAAGCACUGUUUGAAAACUUUGCACUAAUUGCUUUAAUGUAUGUGAAGGUUAAAGCUGUUGUCUAUUGUGAAAGAUAGGAUAAUAUUGUAUUUGUUAUGAGUCAAAUUUACCCAUUAAGAUUAGAAACGAAUGUUAUGAAGAUUAUGAUAAGGGAAUAUCAUAUCUUGCAAUACUUUUGUUGUGUGAUUAAAUAUUUGUAUAUUUUAAGUUACAAACACAGCAUUAAUAAUAGAUUUGACUUUUAGUAAUUGGUGCAUCAUUAUUGUUUAAAAAACAUAAAGUUAUGUGUACAUAGGAGAUCUAACAUUAAAUAUGUUAGAAAUGA